AGUCGACGCUUCGCCCCGAACAAGUGCGCACGUAAUCUGCGUUCGACCGGGAAAAAGCAUGGAAGAGCGCAUCAUAGCGAAGGUAUACGAGCACGAGUUCCUCUACAACGUCCGGCUCUCGCAGUACAGAGACAAUCAGCGUCGGAAGGAGGCAUGGGAACAAAUCGGCCGAGAGCUUAACGUUUCGGCUACCGAGUGCAAGGAGACCUGGGGCAAGCUCAGGAACUGUUUAUUGAACGCGCUCAAAAGGCGGCGGAGCGCGAGCAACGGGCAUGCCACGAAGUUCUCGAAGUGGAAGUACGAGGACCAAAUGGCUUUUCUCAUGCCGUUCCUGUACAGCCGGCAAGACGCUUUCGAUUCAACGCCAUUCUUCGAGACUUCGAAGCUCCGAAGAUACAGUCCUACCCCCGCGCCGAUCGAACCACCUCCUUUAGGAUCCUCUUCUCCGUACUCGAAGCAGCAGUCUGGCCUGGAAUCGUCUCUCCUGAGCCCGGUAAACAAUUCCCUGAUAAACGACGCCCAGGAGGAGAGCGGUUUCCUGCACUCGGACGACAACGCGACGGAGGAAAACUCUCGCACCAGGGUGCAAACCCUGACGACGGUCACCCCCAUGAAGACGCUCAAACUCGAGGAGGGACAGACCACCGGACCCAGCCUCCACGGUCUCCGGACCGAUAGCGAACGAUUCCACGGCAGAGAGUCCUCGACCAGAGAGCACGUCCACGAUGAGACCGAGAUGUUCUACAUCAGCAUGGCUCGGACUGUGAAGAGGCUGCCGGUAAUGGACCAGGCCAAGAUCCGGAUGGAGCUCUGUAGACUGGUGUCCGAGGCCGAGAUAAGAACCUUGCAUGCCCGGCAAAUCGCGUGCACCUCCUCCGACGGGGCCUCUCAUUCGCAAAUCUCCUCGCCCGCGAGAUCGCCCAUGCCCGAUCUAAUUACCGCGGCUCUAAGUACGCCCAUCGCGUCGAUGCAACAGCCAUCUCUCAGUCCGAACAAUCCGGAAUGCAAGACCGACGCGUUCGAAGCGUUCGAAACUCACUCUAUCUCUACAUAAAUAUUCCCAGUCGCGGCCCGGUGAUUAUGCCGGACGAAGCUCUGAAUGAAGUGUCGAACGAAAUACUAAAUGCAGCGCCAAUGGGGAAGAAAGAGAAGCGCAAAUGGGAGACCGCAUUGUCGAGUACAGAGUCACCGAGAGAAUCAGUCCGGACCAAUUCCUAUCAAUUAAACUGUAUCAUACGAUGAAUUUUCUAAGGGGCGGGGCGCUUAAUUUCAUCCCUGCGAAUUAAACGCCCCCGUUGCGUCCGUGCGCUGUUAUCGAUCUAACGUUAGAUGUAGGAUAAGAGGAGCAGGGAAAUUAAUGGAAGUAACCAGAGUAGUAGAUACGUGCACCAGCAAUUUGAUACUUUUUGCGAACACCAUAUCUCCGAGUGAAAAAUCGUUUAUAAAGAGUUUCGUUAAUAAAGUCGCACGCCAUCGUACCGUGCACUCACGUGUAAUGUGAUAUAUAGAGUAAUAAAUCAUAAAGAUCGAGACUAGCCACGCGA
This is a messenger RNA of Orussus abietinus, 1544 nucleotides long. RefSeq lists its product as uncharacterized. The transcript has 3 exons. The record is from RefSeq and is a predicted model, not a curated record. Gene Ontology annotation, molecular function: DNA binding. Gene Ontology annotation, biological process: regulation of transcription by RNA polymerase II. Gene Ontology annotation, cellular component: nucleus; transcription regulator complex. The coding region runs from base 59 to 1054 and encodes 331 amino acids. Lineage: Eukaryota; Metazoa; Arthropoda; Insecta; Hymenoptera; Orussidae.